ACACACCCUGCAAGAGUCGCAGAAUUCAUCCAUGUUUCUCGCUUCACAGAACGAAAUUCGAGACACGGUGAAAGAGAAUUUGGAAAAUAUAAUCGGUUACAAAGAGCUUCUGUCCGAUGUUGUCAAACUGUGUGUGCACAUGUUCGAAACAAAGAUGUACCUGACACCCACCGAAAAGCACAUGCUGGUUAAAGUUGUCGGAAAAUCGGAAGCUACAUUUCGUUCGUGCGUUAGUUAUUCGCUUGGUUUUUGUCUGUUUUGCUAACUUAAUAAAUUGGAAGAUGCAAAUAUCCAGUUGGACGUGAAUAUUAAGUGUCAACCCAAGAAUGGGCCGCCAUGCCCAUGCAAUUACACUCAUCAGAUCUGCAAUUGGUCAACGGAGCACCGCCCCGCCAAACUACGUUCUGUCCGCUGCUCUCCAUGCUGGAGGAUCAGUCGAGCAAGCGAUUCAAAUCCUAGAAUCGUACGCGGACAUCGUUUCUCCAAGGCAGGAUUCUCCUCUAGCUUGUAUUGUAGCUGUUGUGAUAAAGAUUAUUAUUGGUGGAAUCAAUUUUUCUGUGAUAGAUAAACAUUCCAAUGCGUGGGAGGAGGACAAGCUGGGGCCGUGGGCAUGUAGGACCACCCACCGAAAUAAUUGCUCCACAACCUGCACAGCAACCUCCACUGCAGCCUCUACCACAACCUCCACUGCAACCAGCACCUCCAGCACCUGCAUCGAUUCCUCCACAGAAGCCAUGAUGUCUGGGAGAAAUAACAAUCAGUUCUGAAGAGGAGCCGCCAUCCGCAGACACAUUGAGAACUGAUGCAGUAGAUUAUACGGGAUGCAGCUCUUGCGACAAGCCUGAUAACUAGAUGUUUGAAGCAGGCAGCCUAGAACUCAGGUCUCGAAAGAAAAUACCAACUAUUUUUGUUCCUCAAUGAUUACUUUUAGACUGAAUUGACGCUGCGCAAAACUGUUUUACUUCUCUCUUACUGCCCUUUUUAAACUAUAUAUAUAUAUAUAUAUAAUGGUCAUUUUGUUUACUUGCUAAUUUUAAUAUUCAGUUAUUAGUGUUUGAAUGCGUCGUUGAGUUGCUAGUGUAACACUGAUUUUUGUUCCUAUUUUCGGAAACUUGAAUAAAUUUCAUGCGCUCAUGUAAACAAGCUCGUUCUUAGACUAACAGUGCAAAUAUGGCAAAUUUCACCUGAGCCUUUCUUUAGCAUGUUCAACCCAUAUUUUGUACUUGUAUCCCCUUGAAAUAUCAUUACGUUAGAAAGUCAACAGGGAAUUACUGAUUUUUUGUUUUGUUUUCAAGAACUUAAAUCAAUUUUCUUUUUUCUACUA
This is a messenger RNA of Bemisia tabaci, 1324 nucleotides long. NCBI's taxonomy places the organism in Eukaryota, Metazoa, Arthropoda, Insecta, Hemiptera, Aleyrodidae. The record is from RefSeq and is a predicted model, not a curated record.